Molecule: messenger RNA, 696 nt
Organism: Microthlaspi erraticum
Lineage: Eukaryota; Viridiplantae; Streptophyta; Magnoliopsida; Brassicales; Brassicaceae
Source: the annotation of a GenBank genome assembly
AUGAGGUCUUCUUCUUCACCUUGUCUUGUGUUAUUCAUGUGCCUUAUGCUCCUCCUGAGUUUGUCAGCUGGUGCGUACAAGAACUACACCGUGGGAGAGUCCACGGGAUGGUUUGAUAUUCAGGAGCGACCCUCUGCAAACUUUCAGAAAUGGGCCGAUUCCAAAUCCUUUUCUUUGGGUGAUUUCCUCAUUUUUAACACAGAUAGCAACCAUUCGGUGGUGCAGACGUAUGAUUUCAAAACCUACAAAGAAUGUGAUUACAACAAUGGUGAAGACAAUAGUACAAUAGAGUGGUCAGCUGCAAAUCCUUCAUCAACAUCUCCAGUUCCGGUCACAGUAAAUGUUCCUCUUGUGAAAGAAGGUUUCAAUUAUUUCUUCUCAGGAAAUUAUGAUGGAGAACAGUGUAAAUUUGGACAGCAUUUUAAAAUAAAUGUGACACAUGGGCAAGGCCUACCUGCUUUAUCAUCACCAGAUGAUGAUGAUGAGACGGCUCCUGGACCAGGCAAAUCCUCUCAGUCCGGUGAUGAUGAUGAGUCUGCUCCAGACACCAUCGUUCCCGCCAAUUUCGACCAUCCUAAAGAUAUUGAGAGUGAUGAUGAUGAUAAUAUGGUUAAGGGUAGUAAGAGUUCCUCUUCCAUCACAAAAUCUAAUUUGUUUUGUUUAGUUGUUGUUAUGGCUUUGCUUGCAUCAAUUUGA